AUGGCGACUAAAGCGGCCUUUAAGCGGCUCACGCGAGAAUACCAAAAUAUUCAAAAGAACCCACCUCCAUUUAUUAUUGCCCAUCCAUCAGAGACGAAUAUUCUCGAGUGGCACUAUAUUCUCACCGGCCCUCCUGGCACUCCCUAUGAGAAUGGACAAUACUGGGGCACACUGAUGUUUCCCCCUGAGUACCCUUUCGCCCCGCCCGCAAUCCGCAUGCACACCCCCAGUGGCCGGUUCCAACCCUCCACGCGACUAUGCCUCAGCAUCAGUGACUUCCACCCAAAGUCCUUCAAUCCUGCAUGGGAGGUGUCCACAAUCCUGAUCGGUCUUCUAUCCUUCAUGACCAGCGAAGAGAUGACCACCGGCAGUGUUAGUGCGUCCGAGGCAGAGCGGCGAGUUCUGGCAGCCCGAUCGCGGUGGUGGAACUCGACCGGAGGAGGCUCACACGUCAGUGCCACACCGGGCGUUACCAAAACGGCCAAGGGGAUCAACAACGUCAAGGCAGGCGAUGGUGGAUUGAAGUUUCGCGCGGAGUGGCCCGAGCUAGAUCAGGAGAACUGGACGUGGAUGAAGGAGCAUCGCAUCGACACCGCCACGGGGCAGAUCCUCCCCGACCCCAAUGCGCCGACCAAGUGCUCGCCGGAGACCAGUGCCCUACGUCGGCGUCCCAAUGGCAGCGCGCCGGGACUCGGGGCGGUGAUGGAAGGCGGUCAUGUUGCGCGCGAGGCCGGGCAAGGGUGGGCCCGACGGAACCGGGUGUGGAUCGGGCUGGCGGUCAUCUUUGGGUAUGCGCUGCUGAGCCGGCUGGUGAGGGAUGUGCAGGGUUAA
Molecule: messenger RNA, 831 nt
Organism: Penicillium lagena
Lineage: Eukaryota; Fungi; Ascomycota; Eurotiomycetes; Eurotiales; Aspergillaceae
Product: ubiquitin-conjugating enzyme E2
Exons: 3
Coding region: 1-831 (276 amino acids)
Source: RefSeq, a predicted model, not a curated record